GGCCCCGCGCAGCCGCACUAAGGAGGGGGCGGAGCUUCCCCAUACACGCCGUACGCCGGCGCCGGCUUUCUCUGCUGUGGGGUUGUGCGCAGUUUCUGUCCCACAGCCUCCCAGAGGUGACCUUGAGCUGACUGAGUAGCUGUCGGCUGGGCGGGCGUCUGGAAGUGCCACCUUCCCUCAUGUUCGUUUCCUCCUCGGAUAGAGAACUGGCCAUUUUUGCCUCUCAGCGGCCGCCGUAUCGGCCUUUCAGGACUUAGAUUCCCCUGGAGUCCGACAGCCCGGCCAUUUAACCUCGGGACUUACGGGGAGGAAUUUUAUGUUUUGGUUUGUUUGUUGUUGUUUUUAACCCCACAUAUGCACUCUACAUGUCAGUGGAGCCACGCCCCUACUCCCUGCGCUUGAAAUCCUGGGAACGAGGCAGCCUGAUGGCGGUCACGUGACGCCGGCGUCCAGCGUGUCCUUGCCGGGCAACCGUCCUGGAGACCGACACUGCUGGCUGCAAGAUGGACAUCAUCUACCCGCUGGCGGUGCCCAAGGGGCGCCGGCUCUGCUGCGAGGUGUGCGAAGCCCCGGCCGAGCGGGUGUGCACGGCCUGCACGGUCACUUACUACUGUGGUGUGGUUCAUCAAAGAGCAGACUGGAACAGCAUCCAUGAGAAGAUAUGUCAGCUGCUGAUUCCGCUGCGCACUUCCAUGCCCUUCUACAACUCAGAGGAGGAGCGGCGGCACGGCCUCCAACAGCUACAGCAGCGACAGAAGCAUUUGAUUGAAUUCUGCUACACCGUAGCCCAGAAAUACCUCUUUGAAGGAAAACAUGCAGCUGCUGUUCCCGCAGCUUUGCACUCACUUCGCUUCCGCAUGAAUGUGCAUGGCCUGAGUUCCGUAGAGCUUGUCCCUGCUUACCUGCUGUUGGCCGAGGCGAGCCUUGGUCUGGGCCACAUUGUCCAAGCUGAGGAGUAUCUAUCCCAAGCCCAGUGGACAGUCCUCAAAUCAAGUGAAUGUUGUUCUGCCACCCAAUCUUUGCUGCAUCGGAACCUGGGACUUCUCUAUAUAGCUAAGGAAAACUAUGAGGAAGCCCGUUAUCAUCUGGCCAAUGAUAUUUAUUUUGCCAGUUGUGCAUUUGGAACAGAGGACAUCAGGACCUCAGGGGGCUACUUCCACCUGGCUAAUAUCUUCUAUGGCCUUAAAAAGUUGGACCUGGCAGACACCUUGUACACCAAGGUCUCUGAGAUCUGGAGUAAAUACUUGAACGAUCGCUACCAGGUGCUCUCGCGGGUUCGCAUCCAGCAGAUAGACUUACUGGGCAAACGAUUUGAGACCGACACUGGCCUGGAUGAAGCCCAGGAAGCAGAAGCCAUUCAGAUCCUGACUUCAAUCUGGAACAUUCGAGAAUCUACAUCCGACACAGCCCCCCAAAAAACGAUCUUUGUUCUGAAAACCCUGUUCAUGCUUUACUACCUGAUGAUGAAUUCUUCAAAGGCACAAGAAUAUGCCACGAGAGCCUUCAGUCUGGCCAAAGAACAGAAUCUCAGUGUCCACGAACAGGACGCCAUUGAAGAGUUACUAAGUCUUAUCUCAGCUGAGGAAGCUCAUCCCAUUACUUAGUGACCCAUGAUCUCGGCACCAGGGGGCUGUUCAAGGGGCUACUGAACGUCUAAAAUAUACCAGUUUGCACAACUGCUUUGAGGUAUCACGACUUGCUCACACCAACCCUCCUGCCCUUUUCCCCUGGGCCUGCCCACAUAGCCAUGUUUUUAUUCUUGCACAGAAUAUGUGAGGAAAUGUAGAGCUUUAGGCAUAGAAAUCAGUAAA
This is a messenger RNA of Lutra lutra (Eurasian river otter), 1811 nucleotides long. RefSeq names its product zinc finger MYND-type containing 12 (gene ZMYND12). The coding region runs from base 504 to 1604 and encodes 366 amino acids. The transcript has 8 exons. Lineage: Eukaryota; Metazoa; Chordata; Mammalia; Carnivora; Mustelidae. Gene Ontology annotation, molecular function: protein binding. The record is from RefSeq and is a predicted model, not a curated record.